Molecule: messenger RNA, 1893 nt
Organism: Anoplopoma fimbria (sablefish)
Lineage: Eukaryota; Metazoa; Chordata; Actinopteri; Perciformes; Anoplopomatidae
Product: inactive phospholipase D5-like
Exons: 10
Coding region: 1-1836 (611 amino acids)
Molecular function (GO): catalytic activity
Source: RefSeq, a predicted model, not a curated record
AUGGAGCUGAGAGGGACCCUGGACCUGAGGGGUCAGGGGUUAGGGUUUGGGAUGCCAGCCAGUUCCAUAAUAACGGCAGUGCAGCAGAAGGAAUAUUCAGCCGGCAUCUGGCUUCGCAGGAAGGACAAACUGGAACAUUCUCAGCAGAAGUGCAUUGUGAUCUUUGCCUUGGUGUGCUGCUUCGCCGUACUGGUGGCGCUGAUUUUCUCGGCAGUGGACAUUUGGGGCGAAGAUGAAGACGGGAUCACAGAGGAGAACUGUAGCAGGAACUGCAGAGCAAUGCUUGUGGAGAAUAUUCCAGAAGACAUCUCCUUCCUAGACGAUGGCACAUCAAAUCUACCUCUCUUAGUGGGGCUGUACAACUUACUGGACCGAGCUAUCCGGGUCGUGGAGAUAGUUUCCCCACUGUGGCUCCUCAACUCCUCCGAUUAUGAAUCCAGCUUCCAGCCUGCUGCCAGACAGGGCAGGGCUCUGCUGUCCAGGCUCCAAGGACUGCAUGCUAAAGGAAUCCAGCUGAAGAUCUCCAGCGGGAUGAUCGACUCGACUGAGCUCAGGAUGCUCGCCAAACACAAUGCUGAAAUCCACUAUCUGAACACGACAGCGCUGACCAACGGCAACCUCCAGUCCUCCUUCUGGGUGGUCGACCGGAAACAUUUCUACAUCGGCAGCGCCAGCAUGGACUGGAGAUCCCUUGCCACAAGGAAGGAGCUGGGUGUGUUGGUGUACGACUGCAGCUGUCUGGCUCUGGACCUCCACAAAGUGUUCAGCCUCUACUGGGGGCUCCAGUACAGAGACUUCAUCCCCUCCUUCUGGUCCAAGCGAGUCUUUGCCCUCUUUAGCAGGGACGCACCGCUGGAGCUCACUCUCAACAGCACAAAGGCUCAGGCCUACGUCUCUACCUCCCCAGAUGUUUUUCUCCCCAAACAUCGUAGUAGUGAUCUUGAAGCCAUUUCCAGGGUCAUCCAGGAGGCCCGCCAUUUCAUAUAUAUCUCCAUCAUCGAUUACCUGCCCCUCUUCAACCACAACGCUCACAGGUACUGGUCCCGUAUCGACAGUCUUAUCCGGGAGGCUCUGAUCCUGAGGAAGGUCCGGGUCCGGCUGCUGAUAAGUUGCUGGGAAAAGACUCAUCCACUUACUGUCAACUUCCUCUGGUCCCUGAGGAGUCUGUGCAUGGAGCAGGACAACUGCUCACUGGAAGCUAAGUUCUUCAACCCCAGAGAGCAGAGGGACGGCAGUCUCCAGGGAAUAAACCACAACAGGUUUAUGGUGACGGACAGAGCCAUUUAUUUAGGUAACCUGGACUGGGUGGGGAAUGAGUUUACAUUUAAUGCAGGAGCAGGCCUGGUGAUCAGUCAGCCAGAGGGCUUCGAGGAGAGGAACUCUACGGUGGUGGAGCAGCUAAAGGCUACAUUCGAGAGGGACUGGUUUUCACGUUACACCCUUUCACUACAAGCCAAUAAGAUCCCCGUCUGCAACAAGCACCAGAGCAACCUGCCACUCAAAACUGGCCACCUAGACAAUGGACCAGUGCCUAUCAGAGCGGGCCAGCAUGAUAACGGACCAGCACCAAUGAGACACAGUCACAAAGAUGCUGGACAGACGCCAGUUAAAACUAAGCUCCAUGACGACAGAUUAAGCAAAAUUGGUCACCAAGGCAAGGGAAGUGGACUGGUGCCAAGUAUAGCAAGUUACCAAGAGAGGGGACGUGUCAAAAUGAGUCACCUUGAGAACAGACAGGUACAAAUCAAAGGUAAUCACCAUGACAAUCCAAUGGAUCCACCCAGUCAGCCGGCCGAGAGCAGCGGCAGCAGAGAGAUCAUCAACGGGUCCCUGUGACCACGAGACAUGAUGAUGAAAACUGGACUUAACACACCGGGUCUUUGUAGCAUUUUA